GGAGAGAGAAAAAAAGGGACGCUACUCGUGGUGGUUGACCGUUAGCCGGUCGCGUGCUUUUAUCCCGAAACAACAAAGAAGAGUUGUUUUUUUUACUUGUGUCGCCGGUGCCCUUCCCCAAGCGUUAAACUCUCGUUUCUUUUUUCUCCCUCAGUGCUCAGUUCGCUCUUCUAGCCUCGUCAGUUCGCGUGUAACGAUCUUCAGAGAUCGAGCAUGCGGUAACAAAGCAUUUUUGGAAAGAACAUUGUGCCUGCACUUGCGCGCGUGUCAAAAUUUAUCUGCUCAUUUUUCUACUCGUUUUCCCUAUUUUUGUUUGUAAUUCUUCAUUUUUAUGUAUCGCGAAUUGUAAAAAUGGCAGACAAUGAUACGUCAGAGGUCAUUCCCGAAAACAAGGAGCCCCAAACCAACAACGUGCUGCUAUUUCGUACGGCCGUUACAAAUUGUUUCAAAAACAUCGCCGAAUGCGUGAGCCAAGACGAAUUCAUCAACACCAUGACAGUUUUGCAGGCGCAACCUGCGUUGGCUAAGAAACUCAGGAAGGUUCUCGUCAAAGAGCUCUACGAAGGCAUGUGUGCCGAGUUGGAUGACAUGUUGACCGAUGGAGAUCUCGCUGCGGGGCUCGACAAAACUGCCAACCUGGCUAGAGAGGCUGCGAAUCAUCCGGAGAAAAAUCUUUGGCGGCCACCAGGCGACGUGAAAGAACAUUUGCGGAGUUUGGAAGCUCAGGCGAUCCUCGAAGAAAGCAACACUCUGAGGAAACAAGUUGAAGAACUGCAAGCUGAAAACGCAGCAAUGGUGAAAGAAAUCACGAGAAGACGAGCCAAAGUUCAAGCGGUUCACGAGCGCAUGAAUCGAGCGUCAAAAAUCUUACCUUCGGUCAUUCCCAAGCUCGAAAAAACAGUUGAACAACUUCAGGAGCUCGUCAAAUCGAUCGAGCCAACAUCACUCGAUCACACGAGCCAAAACUCGCUUGAAAAUACCUGACGAAUCUCACCAAAGAGAAAAUCGAGAAACAAUACAUUUUUUAUUGAAAAAAAUAGACUGAAAAACGUUCCGAUCGUAAAUUGUAAAUACGCGAUAACAAUUUUUUGAUUUUGACUGAAUCACCUCGACGUUUCUCUGUUUUCACCUGUUUUUUGAGUUUUUCGAUUUCAAAUAUCCUGGGAGAUUCUCUAAGCAUUUUUUUCUACGAUAAAUUAAGAUGAUUUCCUUGUUAUUGAUUGAAGUUUCAAUCAAGAUAGAUUAAGUGUUGAUUUUUUCGAAAUUUUACGAUUUUUUUUUUCAUCUCGAUGUAAAUAAUAAAAAUUUGUAAUAUCCG
Messenger RNA from Venturia canescens, 1318 nucleotides. RefSeq lists its product as uncharacterized. NCBI's taxonomy places the organism in Eukaryota, Metazoa, Arthropoda, Insecta, Hymenoptera, Ichneumonidae. The transcript has 3 exons. The record is from RefSeq and is a predicted model, not a curated record. Bases 352 to 984 code for a protein of 210 amino acids. Gene Ontology annotation, cellular component: MIS12/MIND type complex.